Messenger RNA from Carlito syrichta (Philippine tarsier), 2940 nucleotides. Its product is annotated as phospholipid-transporting ATPase FetA-like. Gene Ontology annotation, molecular function: ATP binding; ATP hydrolysis activity; magnesium ion binding. Gene Ontology annotation, biological process: Golgi organization; phospholipid translocation. NCBI's taxonomy places the organism in Eukaryota, Metazoa, Chordata, Mammalia, Primates, Tarsiidae. Gene Ontology annotation, cellular component: plasma membrane. The record is from RefSeq and is a predicted model, not a curated record.
AUGCCUCAGCAGGAAAGACAAAUCAGAUGUCUGCAAGCCAACAACAGACAAUUCAACUCUAUUGGAUAUCCGAACAAUACCAUCAAGACCUCAAAAUAUAAUGUUGUUAACUUCCUGCCCCUGAACCUGUUUGAACAGUUCCAGAGACUUGCAAAUAUAUAUUUCCUCAUUUUGCUGUUUCUACAGGUGAUUCCCCAGAUCUCCUCCUUGGCAUGGUAUCCAACUGUGAUACCCCUGAUGGUGGUGGUGUCCAUAACAGCAGUGAAAGAUGCCAUCGAUGACCUGAAAAGGCACCAAAAUGAUGACCAAGUCAACAACCAGUCUGUUCUGCUGCUGGUAAAUGGCAGGAUGGAGGAGGACAAGUGGAUGAAUGUCCAAGUAGGAGAUAUAAUAAAACUACAAAAUAAUCAGCCUGUCAUGGCAGAUAUGCUAUUACUCUCUAGCAGUGAGCCAUACGGUCUGACAUACAUAGAGACAGCAGGAUGGAAAACAAUUAAUUGUGAUCCCUUUGUGGGCUUAAUGAAUACUUGGGAGGGUUGCAGAGUAUAUUUCCUUGGAGGUCUACGUAGUGAAACCAACCUGAAAGUGAAGCAGGCCAUCAAAACUACCAGUGAAAUGAAAGAUAACCUGGAGCUGCUCUCUGCCUUUGAUGGAGAAGUGAGGUGUGAGCCUCCCAAUAAUAAACUGGACAAAUUCACAGGAAUACUGAACUAUAAGAAGAAAAGAUACUUCCUGAACCAAGACAAGUUGCCAUUCCGAGGCUGUGUCAUCAGGAAUACAGAUUGGUGCUAUGGCUUGGUGGUUUAUACUGGGCCAGACACCAAAUUAAUGCAGAACAGUGGAAAGUACACCUUUAAACGGACACAGAUAGACCAUCUCAUGAAUGUCUUUGUACUCUGGAUUUUCCUGUUUUUAGGCAUCAUGUGUUUUAUCCUAGCAGUUGGGAAUGGAAUUUGGGAGAGCAGGAAAGGCUACUACUUCCAGAUUUUUCUGCCAUGGGAAAAAUAUGUCUCUUCAUCAACUGUCUCUGCCGUCCUCGUAUUCUGGUCCUACUUCAUAAUUCUCAACACCAUGGUGCCCGUUUCCCUCUAUGUCAGUGUUGCAAUAAUAAAAUUGGGCAACAGUUACUAUAUCAAGUCGGAUCGGAAGAUGUUUUGUGCACCAAGGAACACACCAGCACAGGCUCGUACCACCACCCUUAAUGAGGACCUUGGCCAGGUCAAAUAUGUGUUCUCCGACAAAACAGGGACCUUGACUCAGAACAUCAUGACUUUCAACAAGUGUUCUAUUAAUGGGAAGCGCUGUGGAAUGCAUAUCUUCCUGCUUUCCCAGAGUUCUGGGGAAAUUCUACUUUGCAGAUGGUUUUCAAGAAAAGAAAAGGUGGACUUCUCCUGCAACAAACUGGCUGAUCCUAAGUUUUCAUUUUAUGACAAGACUUUGGUGGAAGCAGUGGAAAAGGGAGAUCACUGGGUGCACUUGUUUUUCCUCUCACUCUCAUUGUGUCAUACUGUGAUAUCAGAAGAAAAUGUGGAAGGUAUGCUGGUAUACCAGGCUCAGUCGCCAGAUGAAGGUGCCCUGGUCACUGCUGCCAGGAACUUUGGCUUUGUGUUCCGUUCCCGCACAUCUGAGACAGUCACGAUGGUCGAAAUGGGGAAAACCAGAAUCUACAAACUGCUGAAUAUUUUAGACUUCAACAAUGUGCACAAGAGGAUGUCUGUUAUUGUGAGGACACCUGAAGAUUGGGUAAUGUUUUUCUGCAAGGGUGCAGACACUAUCACGUGUGAACUACUUCAUCCGUCCUGUAGAUCCCUUAGUGAUGUGACCAUGGAGCACUUAGAUGACUAUGCCAGCGAAGGCCUUCGCACCCUCAUGGUGGCCUACUGAGAGCUAGACGAUGCGUUUUUUCAAGACUGGAGCAAGAAACAGAAUGAAGCCUGGCAGUCUUUGGAGAAUCGGGAAGACAAAUUAUCAAAUGUCUAUGAAGAGAUUGAAAAAGACUUGAUGCUGUUAGGGGCUACAGCCAUAGAAGACAAGCUGCAAGAUGGAGUACCUGAGACAAAUCUGAACAAAGCCAAAAUUAAAAUAUGGGUUUUAACUGGAGAUAAGCAAGAGACUGCUGUGAACAUUGCCUACUCCUGUAAUAUACCUGAUGAUGAAAUGGAUGAGGUGUUCAUUGUGAAAGGCAAGGAUGAUGAGACUGUUCUGCAAGAACUCAGGUACAAAUGGGAGAGUGACCAGAGCAAGUCUCUCCUGGAUACAGACCCAAUAAACACCUACCUCGCCAUGAAGCCUAAAAUGCCCUUCAAAAUACCUGAUACCCAGGCCAAUGGCAACUAUGGCUUGAUCAUCAGUGGCUACAGUCUGGCCUACUCUUUAGAAGGAAACUUGGAGUUGAAACUCCUGCAAACUGCAUGCUUGUGUUCAGGGGUAAUCUGCUGCCAGAUGACACCCCUCCAGAAGGCCCAGGUGGUAGAGCGGAAGAGGUAUAAGAAGGUGGUGACACUGACCAUCGGGGAUGGGGCCAAUGACAUCAGCAUGGGCAAAGCUGCCCACACUGGAGUCGGCAUUAGUGGCUAUGAGGGGAUGCAAGCCAUGCUCAACAGCAACUUCUCCUUCUCCCAGUUCUACUAUCUUCAACGUCUGCUCUUGGUCCAUGCACUGUCUUAUAAUUGCAUGUGCAAGUUUCUCAGCUACUUCUUCUAUAAGACCUUCACCUUCACCCUGGUGCACUGCUGGUAUGCCUUCUUCAACGGCUUCUCUGCACAGACAGUUUGCGAUGCCUGAUUUAUCACCUGCUACAAUCUGAUCUACACCUCCCUUGCUGUCCUGGUCAUGAGUCUGUUUGAUCAGGUAAGACCCAGCAGCAAGCCCUUAGUCAAGGUUGAAGCCCCUGAGCCCUUGAGGACUAUUCCUAAGAGUGAGGAAGACAGCAAGAGCUAG